This is a messenger RNA of Mycosarcoma maydis (corn smut), 2685 nucleotides long. RefSeq lists its product as uncharacterized. NCBI's taxonomy places the organism in Eukaryota, Fungi, Basidiomycota, Ustilaginomycetes, Ustilaginales. Gene Ontology annotation, biological process: protein phosphorylation. The transcript has a single exon. The record is from RefSeq and is a predicted model, not a curated record. Gene Ontology annotation, molecular function: ATP binding; protein kinase activity. The coding region runs from base 1 to 2685 and encodes 894 amino acids.
AUGGCGUCAUUCCUAAGCCAAGCGUCAUCCUACUUUGGUCGCACCAACAUCUCUGUCAACUACACGAUUGACGAGUCGCAAUCUCCAGCGCACUGUGGGCUGUGGAAGAUCUACAAAGCUACUCGCAAUGCCUCCUCCUCGACCGCGACUGGGAGCGCAUCUGGGUCUGGUCCAGCCUCUGCGUCGAAAAACACGGUUUCGAUAUGGAUGCAUUCCUUUUCGACGCGCGGGCAAGUUCGACAGCGCAUCACGGAACAGCUGAAAAAGGAAGCAUCUUCACUGACACGCCUGCGUCAUCCGUGUAUCCUCGAGGUAGUCGAGCCAUUGGAAGAGUCGCGCAACGAUGUGGCAUUUGCUACGGAGCAGGUGUUUGCUUCGUUAUCGGAAGCGCUCAUAUCAGAUCACCGACAAGACGUGCAAUUGGACGAGGUAGAGAUCCAGAAAGGUCUCUUGCAAGUCGCUAGAGGAUUGGAGUUCCUACAUACCGCCAAGAUGGUGCAUCAGAACCUAUCGCCCGAGUCCAUCAUGAUCAACGCAAAGGGUGAUUGGAAGUUGGCGGGAUUUUCUUUCCUCACACCACUCGAGCUUGCCGGUGGAGGUGGUCAGACGCCAUGGACAUUCCCAGACUACGAUCCCAGUUUGCCACCAGCUAUGAGCAGGAACUUCGACUACAUGGCACCCGAGUACGCGCUCGACGAAAAGCUAGCUCCUGAAAACGACAUGUACAGCUUGGGUUGCGUCGUCUACGCCGUCCACAACAAGGGCAGUGCUCCGUUCCGAAAUCGUAAUUCGCUACCCAACCUCAGGAGUAAUGCCGAUCAGCUGAGUACAGUCAUCGGUAGCCAAAGCUGGUCGCGUAUGGGCAGGGACGUGCUCGAUCUGAUGUCUAACUUACUCACCCGGUAUCCUGGCGCAAGGCUGUCAGCGGCGUCGUUUCAGCAAUCAGGCUACUUCAACUCGAUCCUCGUCUCGACGCUCAAAUUCAUGGAACGCGACAGCUUUGCAGGACGCACAAAGGAAGAGAGAGUGCAGUACCUCAAAGGUCUGCUCAAAAUCCUACCGCAAUUCUCGGAUCGAUUGCUGCGUCGAAAAGUGCUGCCUGCGGUGUUGGAGCUGAUGACGGACCGAUCGCUGUUGCCGUUUAUCUUGCCCAACGUGUUUCACAUCAGCAAGAACCUGUCUUCGCUCGAAUUUACGAAUUCAGUGUUACCCAAACUCGAGCCGUUGUUCUCGGUGCAGGAUCCGCCACAAAACAUGCUCUUAUUGCUCGAUCAGAUCGAGCCAUUGUUCGUACCCAAGGUUGCACCUACUACGUUCCGCGAGCAAGUGACACCGCUGCUAUACGCCGCGCUCGAGGCAGAAAACGUCAUGGUGCAAGAAAAGGCGUUGCGUACCGUGCCGCGUUUGGCAGAGAUCCUCGAGUAUGCCCACGUCAAAGAAGUGCUCUUCCCGAAACUCGCCUCUCUGUUCGCCAAGACGAAGGUGCUCAGUGUCAAAGUCAACUGUCUCAUCUGCUUCCACGCCAUGGUGUCUAUCCUGGACAAGUACACUUUGACCGAAAAGCUGGUCCCCAUCUUGGCCAGGAUUAAAACCAAGGAACCCAGCGUCAUGGUCGCUACGCUAGCCGUGCACGAGAGCAUGGCGUCCAAAGUGGACAGGGAGACGUUGGCCACCGCGAUUAUCCCGCAGCUGUGGGUGAUGAGCAUGGGCCCCAUGUUGAACGCAGAGCAGUUUGGCAGGUUCAUGAAGGCUGUCAAGGAAAUGAGUGCGAGGGUCGAGAAGGAGCACACGGCGCACUUGCGUGAUGUUAAACGCAUGCAGGAUCAUACAGAUUCAUACACCGGUGAAGGCGGUAACAGAAUGGGCGCGGGAGGAUCGGGAGGCGGUGUGACGGCGAUCGGUGCAGGAGGAGAGAUCGACUUUGCCACGCUGGUGGGGCAGACAAAGACUGCCGGAGGAGGCGAAAAGAAGGUGGUCGAUGAUCCGUUUGGCUUGGCCGACGAAUUUGCUGCACUUGGCACAGCCGGUGCAGUCGCAGGCACGCCAAGCUUGGCGGUGGCCAGCGACAUUUCGCCAGCAGUGUCCAAUGUUCACACCCCCAUCGGAGGGUUGACACCGACGCAUACGGGCAAGUCUGGAAGCACACUGCCCUCGGCAUCGUCUUUGGCCAAGACCAAUGGCUCGUCGACACGCCUCAGCAGCAGCACAAUAGCAACACCACCCUCGUUGGCUCCGCCACCCUCGUACACGCGCCCAACGACGCUCAGCACAAGCUCUUUGACCACAUCCAUCAACCCGAUCUCUCCAGCGACCACCCCAAUAGCCGCACCGAGUUGGUCCACCGUUCUGCAACCGUCUACCUCGUCUUUUUCGACCUUGUCCGCCCCUGCACUGUCAUCUGCGAACCCAACCGGAGGACCCAACUACAACAUCUCGCUUCCACCUGCAACCGGAUCCAACUGGAACACCACCAUGACGCGCACGAGCGCGUCCUCGUUUGGCGCCCCGCCUGCUAUCGAAGCUGCCCCGACGAUGAUGGCGCCCACGUCCGGCAAACCGGCUCCAAGUGGCGCUCCAGGUUGGGGCGGGAGCGUUCUGCAGCCCAACAAGCCGGUGACUUCAGGCGGUGGCGGCUCGAAAUCGCAGAGCACAGACGCUUGGAAGGACUUUGAUCCUUUUGCAUGA